This is a messenger RNA of Rhodofomes roseus, 1545 nucleotides long. RefSeq names its product XPA-binding protein 1. The record is from RefSeq and is a predicted model, not a curated record. Lineage: Eukaryota; Fungi; Basidiomycota; Agaricomycetes; Polyporales; Fomitopsidaceae. Gene Ontology annotation, molecular function: GTPase activity. The coding region runs from base 244 to 1356 and encodes 370 amino acids. The transcript has 7 exons.
CUUACAUCGCUUAGACGCCCGCAUUUGCUCUUGGAAGCAAACGACGUCAACAGCAAUAUUGUACUGGGCCGCGCCCUGGGUAUCUCCUCUAGGCACUCGCUCUCGUGUGUGUUGGGCUUUGGGAUCUCAAGACCUGCUUUAUCAUUGAUUCUGACCCCUACAGACGGUCACUAGCCGUCGCAAGACUAGUAGUCUAGCUGCCGGUGGUCCCUUGAAGAAGUUAUUGCACUUCGACUUGCCACCAUGGCGUCCGAAGCAGGUCCCUCAACUGUUCCAGACAAUAAAAAGCCAAUCGUCAUCAUUACGAUAGGUAUGGCCGGCGCGGGCAAGUCGACCUUCGUUCAGCGGAUCAACUCCUACCUGCACUCGCUCGAGCCAUCCUCGCCGCCGUACAUCCUCAACCUGGACCCGGCGGUCACGAAUGUGCCGUUCGAAGCGAACAUCGACAUUCGGGACACGAUCAACUACCAUGAGGUGAUGAAGCAAUAUAACCUGGGUCCAAACGGCGGGAUCUUGACCGCGCUGAACCUCUUCACGACAAAAUUCGAUCAGGUGCUGGGGCUGGUGGAAAAGAGGGCGGAGACUGUGGAUUAUGUGAUCAUGGACACGCCCGGCCAGAUCGAGAUUUUCACCUGGUCGGCUUCUGGGGCCAUUAUCACGGAUGCGGUUGCAGGAACGUUCCCGACAGUAGUGGCGUACAUUAUCGACACGCCUCGGACGACCGCCCCCGCCACAUUCAUGUCAAAUAUGCUGUACGCGUGCAGCAUCCUGUACAAAACGAAGCUUCCCUUCAUCCUUGUCUUCAAUAAAACCGACGUUCAGCCGCACGACUUUGCCCUCGAGUGGAUGCAUGAUUUCGAGGCCUUCCAGGAGGCGCUUGCGACACAUCGGGGGACAACAGACGAUGAAGGAGAGCCGACAUACAUGAACAGCCUCAUGAACAGCAUGAGUCUCGUGCUCGACGAAUUCUACAAGCAUCUUACCGCGGUCGGAGUAUCGAGCAUGACGGGGGCGGGGAUCAAAGAAUUCUUCGACGCGGUGGAAGCCUCACGAACAGAAUACGAAACUGAAUAUAUUCCCGAGCUAGAACGCGCACGCGCUUCACGAGAGGAAUCGCUGCAAAAGGUGAAGGAAGACUCGGUGAACCGGCUGAUGGCUGACCUCGCCGUUGACCGUGCGCGAGACCCGAACGCCGCGAUGAUGGACCGGUGGGAUCCUCACGAGGAAGACGAGGAUGAUGACGCGGAUGUAAACAUCAUUGACCGGAGCGAGGAGCCCUGGCCGGGUCAGUAUAUCGACGUGACGAGGAUGCGCGGUAGGAAUGACGAGGGGGUCAACUGGCCGCGGCCGGGGUAGUCGCCUGUGUGUGGGACGUGGAUCGCAAUCCUGUAUGAUCACCUUGUAACGGACUGUAUCCACUAAUUGUAUAGAUGCCGCAAGGUUUGGCAGAUCGUUGACAUGUACAUUGCCGUGCAGCGACCCUUACGAACCGUCGUGGACCGCAAUUUCAUGCCCUUAGUUAUGGAAGCGGCAUUUGUACGUGCC